Molecule: messenger RNA, 1251 nt
Organism: Melanotaenia boesemani (Boeseman's rainbowfish)
Lineage: Eukaryota; Metazoa; Chordata; Actinopteri; Atheriniformes; Melanotaeniidae
Gene: mtnr1c
Product: melatonin receptor 1C
Exons: 2
Coding region: 1-1059 (352 amino acids)
Biological process (GO): G protein-coupled receptor signaling pathway
Cellular component (GO): membrane
Molecular function (GO): melatonin receptor activity
Source: RefSeq, a predicted model, not a curated record
AUGGAUUUAGAGGUGAGGGAUGCGAACACCUCGAACUGUUCGCGGAAUGAGAGCGGCUGCGAGCUGAGCGCUUCAUCCGCUGGAGUGUCCACUGCGCUGGCCAGCGUGCUGAUCUUCACCAUAGUGGUAGACAUUCUGGGCAAUGUCCUCGUAAUUCUGUCCGUGUACAGGAACAAAAAACUCAGGAAUGCAGGAAACAUCUUCGUGGUGAGCUUGUCUGUAGCAGACCUGGUGGUGGCACUGUACCCCUACCCUCUGGUCCUCACGGCCAUUUUCCACAAUGACUGGACCAUGGGGGAUCUGCACUGUCAGGCCAGUGGCUUCAUCAUGGGCCUCAGCGUUAUUGGAUCCAUUUUCAACAUCACAGCGAUCGCCAUCAACCGAUACUGCUACAUCUGCCACAGCCUCCACUACGAUCGUCUGUACAGCCUAAGAAACACCUGUUGCUACCUGGGCCUGACUUGGCUGCUCACAGCCAUUGCCACGGUGCCCAACUUUUUCAUCGGUUCUCUGCAGUACGACCCCCGGAUCUACUCUUGCACCUUUGCUCAGACAGUCAGCUCAUACUACACCAUCUCAGUGGUGGUUAUACACUUUCUGAUCCCCUUACUGGUUGUGUCCUACUGCUACAUGAGGAUAUGGGUGCUAGUGAUUCAAGUAAAACAUCGGGUUAAACCUGAGCAAAGGACUAGACUGAAACCCAGUGAUGUGAGGAACUUCCUGACUAUGUUUAUGGUGUUUGUGUUGUUUGCUGUGUGUUGGGCUCCACUGAACCUCAUAGGCCUAGCUGUAGCUAUAAACCCAGUGAAAGUUGCGCCCAACAUACCUGAGUGGCUCUUUGUCACAAGCUACUUUAUGGCAUACUUCAACAGCUGCCUCAAUGCCAUCAUAUAUGGACUACUAAACCAAAACUUUCGUAAGGAGUACAAAACAAUCCUUCUUGCUCUUUGUGUUCCACGUUUGCUCCUUAUGGAAACCUCCAGGUGUGCUACAGAGGGACUGAAGACUAAGCCUUCACCGGCUGUAACAAACAAUAAUGUAGCAGAGAUUAAUGUAUAAAUCAAUGUUUAACUGGGCAAUUGGAUGUGCCAUGGUUCACCCAGUGCCUUGUCAAGAUGUGCAUCAUUUUCCUAUUUUGUUUUUCUCUGUUUCUGUUUGUUUUUUUUAUUGUGAUAAGGUGUGCAUUUACAAGUCAACAAAAGUUAAUAUAGGGUGAAGAGACAUGAUAUGUUAUAGUAACACAAAUACAAA